Molecule: messenger RNA, 2645 nt
Organism: Hevea brasiliensis (rubber tree)
Lineage: Eukaryota; Viridiplantae; Streptophyta; Magnoliopsida; Malpighiales; Euphorbiaceae
Exons: 5
Coding region: 2119-2439 (106 amino acids)
Source: RefSeq, a predicted model, not a curated record
GCAAGUGUCGCACGAAGCAACGCAACGCGCAAGAGCGCCACUUCGCCUUCCCUGCUGAAAUCCGGCCGAUCCAGCCACCAUUUGGGCCGGGUCUUGUGUCUAAACCCAUCCACUCGUCGAGAGCUUCGUGGCAAUAUAAAUUUCAAAAUUUUCCGACACCGUUUUUCGGUAGGUCCCACGGAACUUCGCAGUGUUUUUCCGAGCAUUAAAUGAGCUUAGAAAAUUCCGUAAAAUUUAUGUACUAACCCCCGUGUUGUGGGCUUCGUCUAGAUAUCUUCAAUUCGCGGAAUUUCGACAGUUGUCUGGGUCUGUGAAUUUCCAGCCAGACAGAUCGGCUACCGGAAAAGUCUCCGAAUUGGAUCGAGGUUUUGGCUACCCCACCAUUGUCAGACGUCCCGAGCGCGUCCCCGAAGUCGGAAUCGGCAUAGGUGAGCCGGGACAGCCUUCUUCCUCCGCCCAGCCGCCACAGUGACCCUGUCAAGUCUGUGAGUAAAAUAUUAAUUUUGAUUAUAAUUUCGAUAUUAUUAUAUGUUUAAGCAUGCCCAUGCAUCACUUAUAUGUAUGUAUCUAUGUAGUUAAACUCUAGGCAUGUUUUAUGUUGCAUUCAUAACUGUUAAAGUGUCAUAGAUGUUGUUGUGAUAAUUUGGAGCAGUGUGUAUGCGUUGGCGUGCGUGUGAUGUGGUGUUGACUAUGGAUAGGACGGGUAGACACGGCUUGAGAUCUUUGCUGGGACCCGGUCCUUCGGGGUAGACACGGCUUGAGUUCUUCGCUGGGGCCCCGAUUUGGUUUAUUAAGCGAAAGUCCGGCUUGAGUUCUUCGCUGGCACAGGUUGGAUUUAAGAGAGCUGUAUAAGGGAUCAGCUCCCAUAUAUUAUGAUUGAUAUUACUGGGUAUGUGAGUGCUCCAAAUUACCUUUUUGCUGUUAUGAUGUGAAAAUAUUGUUGAUGUUGCAUUUCACUUUACAGGGUGCAUUUGCUUAGAGAGUUAUAGAGAUUAUGGUUUAAAUUGAUAUUUUACUCUCUGAGUCGAACGCUCACUCCUGUUCAAUAUUUUUUCAGGCCACAGGAGGAUAUUUUUGAGGUUAACCUACUUUUCUUCCUCGCAGGUCGUUUAUUAAUUUUUGUAUAAACCUGUUAACUCUUAGAAUUUCUGCAUGUGUUAGCAAUAUUUAUUUGAAUUGGAUCUGUAAUAUAAAUUGUUAUUUUAGAUCUGUAAACUUAUUAUUUUAUGCAUAUUAAUAGACUGGAUGAGAGAGCUGAGCUCCCAUUUAUUUUUAUGUUGUAUGAGUAUGUGGAGGAUGAGCUGAGCUCCCCAAUUGAUUAUAUAAUGUGUUUAGAGGUCGGGUGAGUCCAAAACUCCCGUUGAAAUGUCCAUUUUAUGGCCGGACUCUGUCCGGUUGAAUUCUUGAAAUUGGGCCCAAAUGGGCCUUAGAGUUGGGUUAAGGAAUAGUUAGGCUUACUACGGGCCUCGGGGGCUUUAGGCUGGCCCAGGUCCUAGUGCCGGUCCGGCCCAUAGGUUGGGUCGUGACAAAAGAAUAGCAUGUUGGAAAUGGAUAUUUCAUUUUGAAUAGGUUUGGGUCAAAUUUUAAUUAUGGAACAAUUAUUCCGUGGAAUAACAAUUUCUCAAUCUCAACUUUGAAUUAAAGAAUAGAUAUUUUUCAAAUUUGUGGAAUACAAAUUUGAUAUAUAAUUGGAGACUGAAGGAUGGCUAUUCCAUGGUCAUGGAUAGCUAUUUCAUUCUCAUUCUAGUUAUUCUGUGAACCGAAUGAAGCAUGUGGUUAGUGAUAUAGGUCUCUGUAUUGUUGAAGUUUACUCCUUUAAGCAUUGAAUUUUCAAGGGCUUGCAGUUAAUAUAUCCAGCACAUUUAGCUUUCUGUUCAAACAUUUAUUUCUCUAUUUAAUUAUUGAUGGUUUGGGUUUAUUUUUGGUAGGCGAAAUGCUUUCUAAGGAAGUUGAGAGGCUUCAAAAGCUUCAGAAGCAACUUUUUUCCAGUUCAAGGGAUGACAAAAAUGACAAUAUACAGCAGAAUAUCUUGAAACUGCACAAGUUACACCAGGAGAGGUGAUCCGUGAUUCAGUAAGAAGAAUAACAAGAAAGCGCAGACGAGAAGAUGGAAUUGUGAUGGAAGGUGCUAAUACUCCUUGUCAAAGUGAUCAAGAUGAUUUAUUGGUAGGAGAAUCAACAAAGGGCUCAUCUAAGGGAGCUUUGUCAAUUGAGGAUUUGGAAAAUGAGCAGCAGCCGGAAUUUUGUAAAAGAACCGUUCACAGAUCAGUGGACGGUGUCAUGAAUGAUAGUGGUUCUACCAACUGCCAGUUUCAAGCUCUUGUUGAGAGCUUUCUGGGCCUGAUUUUCGAGUGUGAAAGGAAUAUGCAUUUCAGCUUUGCAUCAAUCAAGUGGUUGGUGGAGAAGAACCAGAGCUGCUAUACCGGGUGUCAACGUUAGGAAACAUUCGAGAGGGUAGCACCAGAGUGGAUGAUCGGUUCUAAUGUUCAGCACAAGCAAUCUUCUUUGAAAGGGUAGCCCGCGUCAUCAAGAUGCAGCACUGAUGAUUCUCUCAUGAUCGGUUCGCGGUUGCUAAUAUCUAUUGAUUUUCUUAACAUUGUAAAUGAACAGCAUUCAAGAAUAGGACUUGCACCGGAAGUUCAUCU